Molecule: messenger RNA, 1983 nt
Organism: Leptonychotes weddellii (Weddell seal)
Lineage: Eukaryota; Metazoa; Chordata; Mammalia; Carnivora; Phocidae
Biological process (GO): regulation of DNA-templated transcription
Source: RefSeq, a predicted model, not a curated record
UGGACGUUCAUUUUGCUCUUGACAGGUCGUUAAAUAGCGCCCUUGGGGACCUGAGCUCUGGGUCGGGGCCGCUUUCCAGGCGCCUCCUUGGGACCCAGCCGGGGAGGACACUAAAGAGGAUGAGAUCAACUGCCGCGCUUCGUACCAGCCGAUCUCCUGACUGGGGGACCUUUGAGGACGUGGCCGUAUACUUCUCCCGGGAGGAGUGGGAGCUCCUUGAUGAGACUCAGAGGCACCUGUAUCACAAUGUGAUGCUGGAGAACUUGGCUCUUGUGGCCUCACUGGGUUGUUGGUGUGGAGUAGAGGAAGCCCCUCUUGAACAGAGUGUUUCUGUAGAAGGAGCACUCCAUUUCAGGACCCCUAAAGCAUGUCCUUCCACCCAGAAGGCCAACACCUGUGACAUGUGUGGCCUGGUCUUGAAAGACAUAUUACACCUGGCUAUGCAUCAGGGAAUAUACCCUAGGCAGAAACCGUACAAGUGUGCGACAUGCGGGAGAGGCUUCUGGCUCAGUACAAACUCUCACCAGCGCCAGAAGGAGCACAGUGGAGAAAAACGCUUCACAAGUAGCGAACGUGCUAAGGAUGUCCUGGACAGCCAUGACCUCCUGCAGCAUCUGGCCACCCACAGCACGUGGAAGCCACACAGGAGCACCACGCACAAGGAGGCCUUCCACCCCAACUCUAGCUUCCAGCAGCAGCAGAGAGUCCACGCCACGCAGAACCCCUUCAAGUGCAGCAACUGUGGGAAAGGCUUUCUAAAGGCCUUCAUGCUCCUAGACCACCUGCUCACUCACUCCAAAGAGAGACCCUGCAGAUGCCCAACAGGGGGAAAUGCCCCUAAAGAGAACUCCACCGUUGUUCAUCCCCAAAAAGAUCACACUGGAGAAACAUCCCAUGUGUGUACGGAAUGUGGGAAGGCCUUCAGCCACCUUUUUAAACUGAGUACACAUCAGAAAGCUCAUACUGGAAAACCACAUCACAGUUGCAGUGAAUGCGGGAAAGCCUUCACCCGAAAACACUCCCUUGUUCAGCACCAGCGAGUUCACACUGGAGAACGGCCUUAUGAGUGUGGCCAGUGUGGGAAGGCCUUCACUCGCAGCUUCCAUGUUGUUCGGCAUCAGAAAGUUCACAACACAGAAAGGCCUUAUGAGUGCAGACAGUGCCGGAGAGUCUUCAGCUGUAUCGCCAAUUUUGUUGAGCACCAGAAAAUACACACUGGGGAAAGGCCGUAUGCGUGCAAUGAAUGUGGGAAAGCCUUCAUUAACAGCUCUCAUCUUGUUCGGCAUCAGAAAGUUCACAACACAGAGAGGCCUUUUGAGUGCAGCGAAUGUGGAAAAGCCUUCCGGCAAACCUCCAAACUUAUUCUGCAUCAAAGGAGUCAUACGGGAGAAAGGCCUUAUAAAUGCAACCAGUGUGGGAAAGCCUUCAGUUGCCCCUCCAACCUUGUUCCACACCAGCGAAUUCAUACUGGAGAAAAGCCUUAUGAGUGCUCGGAAUGUGGAAAAGCCUUUAGUCAAAGCUCUGCCCUCAUUCAGCACCAGAAGGUUCACACCAGAGAAAGGCCUUAUGAGUGCAGUAAAUGUGGAAAAGCCUUCAGCUAUAGCUCGAACCUUGUUAAACACCAGAAAGUUCACACUGGAGAAAGGCCUUAUGGGUGCAGCCAGUGUGGGAAAGCUUUCAGUGAGAGCUCCAUCCUCAGUCAGCACCAGAGAGUUCACACUGGAGAAAAGCCUUAUGAGUGUAACAAGUGUGGGAAAACUUUCCGCUACAGCUCAAACCUCUCUAAGCACCAGAAAGUUCACACUGGAGAAGAGCCACCUGAGUGCAGUGGACAUAGGAAUGCCUUCAGCCAGAGUUCCAACCUCACUCGGCGCCAUGAAGGUCAUACCAAAGAGAGGCCUUAGGAGUGUGGCAAAUGUGGAAAACCACUAACUAACCGGGGCAUUUUCUUGUUCACCUUAAUAGAGUUCACUCCUGAGAAAA